AUGGCCGAUGUAGCUGCGGGUGUCUUUGACUUCACGGAACUCACAGAGGAAGCUCAGGAGAUCGCUCAGGACGCCGUCGGCAAGGUGUUGGAGGGGAGGCGAUACUCCCACCGAAACGUGGGAGAUUGGACAGACACCAUCACAGCUCGCUGCAUCACGGGGCUGACAAGGUUAUGUGAAAACUUCAAGUUCGGGGUAAGCUGCUUACUGGUGGAGCGUAUGCAACAGCGAACAUCGGCACAGGUGGAUUCAACAACCGCCGCUUUUUGGGACCCGAGAGCCGAUGGGGCCAGCACUGUUCGCUGGGAAAAUGAGACCAUGGCGUGCGUGAUCACCAUCUUCGGCAUUGCAAUUUAA
Molecule: messenger RNA, 357 nt
Organism: Ectocarpus siliculosus
Lineage: Eukaryota; Phaeophyceae; Ectocarpales; Ectocarpaceae
Source: the annotation of a GenBank genome assembly